AUGAGCAUUCGUGAUGUUGGCGGGCGGCGCCGCUUCGAGGAUGCCGAGCUUACGCUGCGCGUGUACCCGGGGGCCAUCGCAGAGGGCACUAUUUACUGCCCCAUCUUGGCCCGCAAGGAAACGACAGCCGCCGAGGUUAUUGAGCAGGUGAUUGGCCGGCUGCAGCUGGAUCGCACAAAAUGCUAUGUGCUGGCGGAGGUGAAAGAGUUUGGCGGCGAGGAAUGGAUCCUGAACCCGAGUGACAGCCCAGCUCAGCGGAUGAUGCUUUGGCCACGUGCCGCUUUAGAGAACUUCUUGGGCAGUGAGGACUACCGCUUUUUGCUGCGAGAGAAGAAUGUUGAUGGUUCCAUCCACUAUGGAAGCGUGGCCAUGUGGCUGCAGGUAACUGAAGAGCGUCGGCGUAUGGUAGAGCGUGGCCUGCUUCCCCCGCCACAACUCCAGCACCAUGACGAUCUCUGCAAACUGCCUGACCUGAGUGAAAAGACACUGCUGGAGAACUUGCGCGCUCGCUUCAAGCAGGAAAAGAUUUACACGUAUGUGGGUAGCAUCCUCGUUGCCAUAAACCCCUUUAAGUUUUUACCAGUGUACAACCCCAAAUACGUCAAGAUGUACGACAACCACCAGUUAGGGAAGCUGGAACCACAUAUCUAUGCUGUGGCUGAUGUGGCAUACCAUGCCAUGCUGAGGCGAAAGCUCAACCAGUGCAUCGUUAUCUCCGGGGAGAGCGGCUCAGGGAAGACGCAAAGCACCAACUUUCUUAUCCAUCAUCUUACAGCACUCAGUCAGAAGGGAUUUGCCAGCGGUGUGGAGCAAAUCAUUCUUGGAGCCGGGCCGGUGUUGGAGGCUUUUGGCAACGCAAAGACAGCUCACAAUAACAACUCGAGUCGCUUCGGCAAGUUCAUUCAAGUUAACUACCAGGAGAGCGGCACUGUCAGAGGGGCGUAUGUUGAAAAGUACCUGCUAGAGAAGUCCCGGCUUGUCUACCAGGAGCACAAUGAAAGGAACUACCAUGUGUUUUACUACCUGCUGGCGGGCUCGAGCGAGGAGGAGAGGACGGCCUUCCAUCUCUGCAAGCCUGAAGAAUAUCAUUACCUCAGUCAGAUGACAAAGAAACCUCAGAAACCACACUGGGAAAAUUACUAUGAGAGUGAACCGCAGGACUGCUUUACAGUGGAAGGGGAAGACCUGAAGCAUGACUUUGAGCGGUUGCAGCUGGCCAUGGAGAUGGUGGGAUUCCUACCUACCACACGAAAAGAAAUCUUUUCUCUUUUAUCGGCCAUCCUUCAUUUAGGGAACAUCCGGUAUAAGAAGAAGACAUAUCGGGAUGAUUCCAUAGAUAUUUGCAAUCCUGAGGUGCUUCCCAUCGUCUCAGAGCUGCUACAGGUGAAAGAGGAGAUGCUUUUUGAAGCCCUGACAACACGCAAGACAGUGACUGUGGGAGAGAGGCUCAUAGUCCCCUACAAACUAGCCGAGGCUGGAACUGUGCGGGACUCGAUGGCUAAAUCUCUGUACAGUGCCCUGUUCGACUGGAUCGUGUUCAGAAUCAAUCAUGCCCUGCUCUACAACAGAGACCUGGAGGAGCCAGCCAAGAUCUUAUCUAUUGGGGUCCUUGACAUCUUUGGCUUUGAGGACUAUGAGAACAACAGUUUUGAACAGUUCUGCAUCAAUUUUGCUAAUGAAAGGCUCCAACAUUACUUCAACCAACACAUCUUCAAGCUGGAGCAGGAAGAGUACAGGGCAGAGGGCAUCACCUGGCAUAACAUAGAUUACAUCGACAACACAGGCUGCAUCACCCUCAUCAGCAAGAAACCCACAGCACUGUUCCACCUACUGGAUGAGGAGUGCAAUUUCCCACAAGCCACCAACCAGACGCUGCUGGACAAGUUCAAGCGACAGCAUGAAGGAAACAGCUACAUCGAGUUUCCUGCCGUCAUGGAGCCGGCUUUCAUCAUCAGACACUAUGCCGGGAAGGUCAAGUACGGCGUGAAGGACUUCAGGGAGAAGAACACGGACCAUAUGCGGCCGGACAUUGUUGCUCUGCUGAAGAGCAGCAGGAACGGCUUCAUCUGCGGCCUGAUUGGCAUUGACCCUGUCGCUACGUUCCGCUGGGCUGUGCUGCGUGCUUAUUGCAGAGCUGUGGUGGCCUUCAGGGAGGCAGGAAGAAGGCAUGCUGAGAAGAAGAGUGGUGUGAGCAGGAGGAAUCCUCGCACGCCGCUGUCAGAUUUGCAGGGCAGCAACAACAACGAGCUAUCAAAUCGGGAAAGCAGAAAUGGCCGCUCUGUGAGACCGAGUCGACUGUCCUCUGGCAGCAACCUUGAUGAGGAUGGAAUCUUCAUCUACUCCAACAGCAGCAAGCUCCUAGAGCGAGCCCAUGGCAUUUUGAUGAGAAACAAGAACUACAGGAUGAAACCUAGUCUUCCAAAGCACUUGCUGGAUGUGAAGUCACUGAGAUACCUGAGUAACCUCACGCUGCACGAUCGCAUUACGAAAUCCCUGCUGCACCUUCACAAGAAGAAGAAACCCCCAAGUAUUAGUGCCCAGUUCCAGGCAUCUCUCAAUAAGCUAAUGGAGACUCUUGGUCAGUCCGAGCCCUACUUUGUGAAGUGCAUCCGAUCAAAUGCAGAGAAGCUGCCGCUGCGGUUCAACGAUGCUUUGGUGCUGAGGCAGCUUCGCUACACAGGCAUGCUGGAGACUGUCCACAUCAGACAAUCAGGCUACAGUAUCAAAUAUACUUUUCAGGAUUUUGUUCGACACUUUCAUGUGAUGUUACCCGAGGACUUACAACCCACGCAAGAGGACAUAAGGCACUACUUAUCCCAGGUGGACCUUUCUCCUGACGGCUUUCAAGUGGGACGUAAUAUGGUGUUCAUGCGUGAGGGGACACGGCAGAGGCUGCAGGACCUGCUCCAUCGGGAGGUGCUAUGCAGGAUUGUCAAUCUCCAGCGUCGUUUCCGAGCUGUACUGGAAAGGAAAAAUUUCCUCAGGAUGAGACACGCUGCCUGCCUCAUACAGAACUGGUGGCGGAGAAGCCAAACGCAGAGGGAUGAACAACUGAAGUAUGACUACAAUGUCCAACAGGGGGCAGCAAUUUGCAUUCAGUCAGUAUGGAGAGGCUUCCAGGAGCGUCGAAGAUUCCUCCUGUGGAGGAAUGCCGCGCUGGUAAUCCAGAGCAACUGGAAAGUUUGCUGCUAUAGACGAGCUCGAGCUGCUCUUGCAAUACAGGCUUCGUGGAGGGGCUACAGGGCCAGAAAGCAGUACUUUCACUUACGUCACAUCGUCAUCCUCUUCCAGGGAGCAUGCAGAGGCUAUUUGGCAAGGCAGAGGAUCAGAGAGCUGAGGGAACAAAAGUUGAAGGCUGCUCAGCUGCUGAAUGAACAAAAGAGUCUAUCCCUGACAAAAGAGAAAGUGGGAAUCAUGGGACUGGACCUAAGCAUGUGGGAGAACUGCGCCCAUGAGGAGCGAGAGAGGAGCCUUCAGCACCUCAGUGAGUUAGAGGUGCCUCAGGAGGAGCUCCAGAAAAGAAACAAAGAGAUGAGUAAAAAGGCAGCAGCACAAGUGCUACCUGAAGUCAUAAUCAGAGAGCGACCACGGACGCUGGAUGACUCUAACCAAAAGACCCGGGCCAAAAGACAGAGCAGGCGGAUGCGCGAGCUAGAGCAGGCCAAAUUUAGCUUGGACCUGCUAAAGGUACGUUCUACUGGAGGAGCAUCACCUUCGGAUGAAAAGCGCUGGUCAGUGGAGCUUGCCAAUGAAAGUGCCUUCUCCCCUCAGAGCACUCCAGAUAGCCAUAGCUCAAAACAAAGCUUCGAGCUGGGUGUUGUAGAGGACUAUACCAAAGACAGAGCAGUGGUUGCUGAAUCUGAUGACCUCAGCUGUUCAUCUUUAGUGCCAAACCAGUCUGAACCCCUUUCUUUUACCUCUAAAUCUCUUCCCCCUGCGGGCAUCACUGGAAGUCCUAAAACAAAAUCAAGCGUCCUGUACAAAUUGGAGAACUCCCUUCCAACGUUUUAUAUUCCACCAAAAGAAGGCACGUCUGUAUUUUCAAAGUCCAACAUGGACUUAUCCGAGAGUCCUGCAAAGCCAUUGAAGGACAGGAAGGAUUCUUCACGCAGACCACUCGUCGUUGUAAUUAGCAUGCAGAAGGAAACUCUGCUAGAUGAAGGACGCAUAAAGCUUCCAGAAGUUCGAGACAGUUCAGCUCAGACAACCGAGCCCCCCAGCCUGGCUCAGGGUGAAAGCACCACUCGGACCGUGCUUGAGAGACUCGAGAAGAUGAACGAGGAACAGGAGAGGCAACACGACGAGAAGGAGAUGAUAAACAAGAUCCGUGAGCAGAAGGAGCUUCUGGAAAAACAGCAACUUCAUGUCGCACGAAAACAAUGGGAGAUGCUUGAGAAGCAAAGGGGCGAGGCCUUGCAGAAGAUCGAGCAGAGUAGGCAAGAAAGAUCUGGAGGGGCCACAGAUCGAUCCAGCUCUAUUAUUACUGCUCCUAUAGCCCAGCCUGAGCACGACUUCAGCACUGCCCCCACAAUUAGAGAAAGACCAAGGGAUAAAUUCAGUGUGCCAGAUGGAUGGUCUCCAAAAUUAAUCCUUGAGACUCGAGACAGUGCUGCAAAAGGGAGCCUUCGUGAGAAACCCCCUACUUCAAAUGUCAAACUCAGCAUGACGGAGAGGCCUGGAAAUCUAGUUUUCACACCCAAUGACAAGGCCUCCUUUUCAAAGUUAGAAAAAGAAUCUUCCACUCAAGGAAAAUCAGCAAGAGUUCCUAAGGCUGCCACCUCCUCAGAUAUCAAAUCCUCAAAGAUACUGAAAGGUCGUGAAGUUGGCAGACCAGGCCAUAAAAAAGCCCGCAUGGCACGGACACGCUCAGACUUCCUGACCCGCAGUUCAAAUCCUCCAGGGGAGGGGGAGUCAGAGGAGGAAGAGUAUGAUGAGUCCCCUCUGUCUCCUGACUCACCCCUCCCCAAGCAGGACUCAGAGGGGGGAACACUAGACGAUUGUCACAGUGACUCUGAAAUGCCAUCCGCGUUCACUGAGGACCAAAAGCGGAUGCAGAAAACUUUGUCUUCUGGGGACCUUGGCAAAGGUGACUCCAACAGAAAGAAUUCACAAGGAGAUGGAAGGGUUCGAACUAGGAUGCUGAGGGGCUUCUGGGGCAAGACGAAGCAGGGGAAAUCAUCCAGAGAGAGAUUACUGUGUGGCACUGACUCUAUCGAUGGUGACUGUACAGACUCUGCACUGAACAUGCUUGAAGGAGAGUGCCUGUCGCCUCCUCACAGUCCUGACUCUGGGUCCCUGCCAGAGUUUAAAGAGAACAAGGAGCCCUCACCCAAAGUGAAGCGGCGCCGCAGUGUGAAGAUCACCAGUGUAGCGCUCGAGUCCACCCAGUGGCAAAAUGAUGCAGUGCAGAUUCUCACAUGUGCCAAUGACUACAAUACUAUGAACGAGUUUCUCAUGAAGAAGAUCAAUGAUCUGGUCACAGAGGACAGCAAGAAAGACACGAUGGUGGACGUGGUCUUUAAAAAGGCGCUAAAGGAAUUCCGUGUGAACAUUUUUAACUCCUAUUCCACAGCUUUAACCAUGGAUGAUGGGAAAAGUAUUCGCUAUAAAGACCUCCAUGCACUGUUCGAGCAGAUCCUCGAGAAGACUAUGCGGCAGGAGCAGAGAGACUGGAGUGAGUCACCUGUAAGAGUUUGGGUGAACACCUUCAAAGUCUUUUUGGAUGAGUUUAUGACGGAGUACAAACCACUGGACAGCAGCAUGAGCAAGGUCCCCAAGCCAGAUCGCAAGAAGAGAAGAAAAAAAGAUAACGACAUUGUGGAGGAGCUCAAUGGUCACAUCUUUAAGUCCACCCAGUACAGCAUCCCCACCUACUGUGAGUUCUGCUCCUCCCUCAUUUGGAUGAUGGACAGGGCAUGUGUCUGCAAAUUGUGCCGGUACGCCUGCCACAGAAAGUGCUGUCUGAAGACGACCACCAAGUGCAGUAAGAAGUAUGAUCCUGAGAUGUCUUCGAGGCAGUUUGGUGUGGAAGUUUCCCGUUUGACCAGUGACGAGCGCACAGUACCUCUAGUGGUAGAGAAACUCAUCAACUACAUUGAAAUGCAUGGUCUAUAUACAGAAGGCAUCUACAGGAAAUCUGGCUCAACCAAUAAGAUCAAGGAACUGAAGCAGGGACUCGACACAGAUGUGAGCAGUAUAAAUUUGGAUGACUACAACAUCCAUGUUAUCGCCAGUGUAUUUAAGCAAUGGCUGAGAGAUUUGCCCAAUCCCCUUAUGACCUUCGAACUGUAUGAGGAAUUUCUGAGAGCCAUGGGCCUUCAAGACAAAAAGGAGGUGGUACGAGGGGUGUACUCUGUGAUCGAUCAGCUCAGCAGAACUCACCUAAACACUCUGGAAAGGCUCAUCUUCCAUCUGGUCAUGAUUUCUCUACAGGAAGAGACCAACCGCAUGUCAGCCAAUGCUCUGGCUAUUGUCUUUGCCCCUUGUAUCCUGCGUUGCCCAGACACCAUCGACCCACUGCAAAGUGUUCAGGACAUCAGCAAAACUACAGCGUGUGUUGAACUGAUUAUUUGUGAGCAAAUGAACAAAUACAAGGCCAGACUUAAGGACAUCAAUACACUGGAGUUUGCUGAGAGCAAAGCCAAAAGCCGGCUGACAUUUAUUCGCAGGUCGAUGGGUAAAGGACGACCACGUAAGGUUGACCAUCAGGUGGCUUCUCCACCGGUCAGCUCUCACUUCACCUCUGUCCCAGACGCUAUGGAGGAGAGCGGAGAUGAGGAUGCUUACAAAGAAUCAGAGGUGACGGAGCAGCAUGUGGCCAUGCAGCAGGAGGAGAGGGUACUGACCGAACAGAUAGAAAGUCUACAGAAAGAGAAGGAGGAGCUAACCUUUGAAAUGCUGUCUUUGGAGCCACGAGCAUCCGACGACGAGACUUUGGAGUCGGAGGCCUCUAUAGGGACAGCAGACAGCAAUGAGAACCUGAAUGUGGACUAUGAGGGAGCCACAUGUGACCUCUCUGAAAAAGGCCCUUCGUUAGCUGCAGCCCAGCCGAAGAAAUCGGAGGGAAAAAACAGACGAACACUUCGGAGACAACCUGACUCGCUUGACUCCGUGGACUCUUGCUCCACCGUCUCCUCCGCCUCCUCAGCCUACGCUCAGCCUUCCGCAUCCUCUCGUCGCUUUCGACCUCAUUCCAAAUCGCCUUCGGCCAGCCAGGAUGCAGCCGAGCAGGACAGGCCUCAGUUUACCAGCCGAGGCACUUUUAACCGUGAAAAGAGCAAACAAAGACUGCACAGUGCCAAGUACUCUCCCCAAAAGCCUCCUGAGGAGCAAGGGCACAAAAAAGACCCGGACCUACAGCCACAGUCACUGGUGUUAUAUGGCACCAAUGAGUUUAUGGUUUGAAGUGGUGCUCAGCUGCUCGUUUCCCUUGUUAGCUUGCUCCUCAGUGCCAGUGGAACAGUCCCUAAGUGCCAAUGCCAUGAAGAGGCAGAAGGAGGAUGUUGAAAAAAGCUCUCUUGGAAACAAUUCUGUGCCCCAGUCUUUUCUGCAUAUGGGCUGCUGAUCAGAGAGAAAUGCUGCCUGGUUAACUGGAGCUAAGAAGGAGUGGAAAUAGUACUCAGAGAAAUAGAGAGGGGGUUGAUGCACAUCAGGAGAGAAAGCCACUUUGUACAAAGUCAAUGAACUUAAGCUAAACCAUUUGCUGCUUUUGAAGUUUACACUUUAUAACUAUUUGCAGCAGUGUGCUCUUUAAUUACAUGUAUGUAUUUUGCUCCACAGCCUAUUUAAUGAAUUUUAAUUACAUGGUAUAUAUAUAUAUAUAUAAAAUCUAAAUCUCUAUACAAAUCUAGUAUGUGAUAUAAAAUGUACAAAGCUGGAACACCAGUCAUUUUCUGGGUUGAAUUCAUAUAUUUAUCUUUUGCCUAUUAUAUAUAGUUUUUGAAAGUGAUGCGAGACCGAGGCUGUGUGCGGAGUGUGUGUGUGUAAUUAUGUGAAGACCACUUGACCUGUUUGAAUUUUUUGCUGCUUUUUUUUGAUCAGUUAUUAUCAAAUCUUGGCAUGAAAGGGACCAAGUCAGCUGGUGUUUUUAGGCCAGAGGAUCCCGGCUAAAUGAAGUGUUUAAAAAUCACACCCUACUGUGUCAAUCAUCUCUUCGUAGCCAUGCAUCGGUUUGCUUUUUCUAUUUUAUGUUGGUGUCAUCUGAAAGUAUUUAGUACAUGCCAAAGUGUUUUGCUGGAGCAAAAAUAAGACAUCAUGUGAGUACUUUGAUCACUGAUCAUGUAACUGAAUUUGUCUGCGCAGCACUGCUAAAGCUGGCCAGUACUUCUGCUAUUUUCUUUACUUCAUGCACUGUUUACCCUGAUUUAGAUUCAGAGAUUUUUUUCAGUCACAAGGUGGCACCAAAGUUCUGUUACUGUUCUCGGCCUAACUCAUCUAUAACAUGUUACAUUUUGUCUACGUUUGCAGUAUUGUCCUCUAAAUGGUGUGGACUGAAAAAUCUGCUGUCUUUAUGAAAUGCCAGCUGUAAAGUAUGAUUACAAUCUGUUACCAUGUAACUACCAUAUUAUACACAUGAUGCACAACUCAACAGGAGUAAAUACAUGCAAUCAAAGCUGUUACCUUCUGUUCCAGUCUUUUCUUAAUUUGCUUCUUCAUUUUUUCUUUUUUAUCACUUUAAGGCAGUGGUGUCCAAACUUUUUUCUAGGAGGGCCAGAUUUGAUCAUGUGAAAGUGCCCGAGGGCCAACAGUCCCUGAUGACAUUAUUUUAAACAAUAAAAUAUGCAGGCCGCUCAGGUGGCGCAGUGGUAAAGUACGCUAGCUCACCAGAGUUGGGGUUUCGAAUACAUCGUAUCAAAUCUCAGCUCUGCCUUUCCGACUAGGCUGGGCGGCUGUAUGAACGAUGAUUGACUGUUGUUCAGGGUUAGAGGGUAAAAAAGUUGGAUCAUAGGUCCUCAUAACUGGUGCAACUGUGGCCCCUGCUGGCUGGCUGAUGGCACCUGCACAGGGCUGAAGAAUAAUGCUGAUGGGGGUGUGGCGCUCCAUACACAGUGCCCGCCAAGUGUAUGAACUCGACUUGUGCAGGUGAAAAAUGCAGUCUGUACUGAUUGCGUACCGGAGGGGUACUCAGUCAGCGGUGAGGGGUCGAAUCAGUAUAGAGGACGCAUUCAAGGUAAUUGGACAUGACUAGACUGGGGGAUAAAAAUUGGGGGAAAAAAUAGGGGGAAAAAUAUAAAUAAAAAAAUAAUGCAUAUAAUACGCUGUUAUUUAAUCAUUUUAUUUUCACACAGCAAACAACAACCAAAUGUAAACAUUCAGGUGCCAAACAUGGUUUGGGUUUAAACUAUAACAAUGCAUGGCUACCUUUGGAGUAUAUCCUGGCAUACAGAACCAUAAGACAAAAGAGAAAAAAGAUGUUCAUAUUGAACAAUCCUUGACAUUUUGCUUAUCUGGCUAACUCAGAAAUCAUGCUUUUCAAAAUAUUUUGAUCUAAUAUAAUGCAUCAAUAAAACAUCAAAACACAGAUAGGAUUAUUUCAUAGAUCUAUUAAGAAAACCUUUUAAUACUGUGUUUGUGCAGAAACAAGACUGGAAAAUACUGUUCUAAAUUACCAUUAA
Molecule: messenger RNA, 9614 nt
Organism: Trichomycterus rosablanca
Lineage: Eukaryota; Metazoa; Chordata; Actinopteri; Siluriformes; Trichomycteridae
Gene: myo9aa
Product: myosin IXAa
Exons: 41
Coding region: 1-7404 (2467 amino acids)
Biological process (GO): intracellular signal transduction; establishment of epithelial cell apical/basal polarity
Cellular component (GO): myosin complex; actin filament; axonal growth cone
Molecular function (GO): actin filament binding; ATP binding; GTPase activator activity
Source: RefSeq, a predicted model, not a curated record